Molecule: messenger RNA, 2082 nt
Organism: Cynara cardunculus var. scolymus (artichoke)
Lineage: Eukaryota; Viridiplantae; Streptophyta; Magnoliopsida; Asterales; Asteraceae
Exons: 1
Coding region: 1-2082 (693 amino acids)
Biological process (GO): proteolysis
Molecular function (GO): aspartic-type endopeptidase activity; zinc ion binding; nucleic acid binding
Source: RefSeq, a predicted model, not a curated record
AUGGUGACUCCGGAAGAGAAAAGGAUUGAUAGGUACAUUUUAGGACUGGCUCCUGAGAUCCGAGGGAUGGUGACAUCCGCUAACCCCGCAACCAUCCAAAGCGCGGUGGUUUUAGCAAGUCGCUUAACCAACGAUGCUGUUAGAGCAGGAGCAGUAGUCAAGGUGAAUGUAGGUGGGAAAAGGAAAUCGGAAGAUCAACUAGGACGGAAGACCAGCGGUAGUUCGAAGCGGAGCUCGCAAUUAGUUAGGAACUUUGGAGUAAGGGCACAAGGGCAAGGAACAUACAUGGGUUCCUUACCAAAAUGUAACAAGUGCAACCGUCACCACCGCGGAACUUGUCUUCGGUGUGCGAAGUGUAAUCAGCUAGGACACACCGCACAGUACUGUAGGAAGGAAGGAGAAACUCAUAGUGAAAGGAAGAGAUGCUUCGAAUGUGGAAGUCAGGACCAUUUUAGGGACAGAUGUCCUAAGUUGAGGACAGGACCGAGGAGCAACAUCAGUGGAAGUCAAGGAAGUCGCACCACUUCAGUGAGUCAAGGAAUGCAAGCUCGAGGAAAGGCUUUUGUGAUUGGAGCUGAAGAGGCACGUCAUGAUCCCAAUGUGGUAACCGGUACGUUUCUUUUAAAUGACCAUUAUGCAUCGGUGAUUUUUGACUCUGGUGCCGAUAGAAGUUUUGUUUCCUUAGACUUUAGGCCCCUGAUUCACUUAAACUCUAAAAGACUAGAUGAAGCGUACACCAUAGAAAUGGUUGACGGACGAAAGUUCGAGGCUUGUGAUGUAAUUCCUGAUUGCACUUUAGGCCUAGCUGAUAGGUUGUUUAGUAUAGAUCUCAUUCCGAUCGAGUUAGGAAGUUUUGAUGUAGUUAUAGGCAUGGAUUGGUUGUCACUAAAUAGAGCUCAAAUAGGCAGUUAUGAGAAAGUUGUAAGGUUUCCAUUACAAGGCGGGGAGACACUCAUAGUCCAAGGCGAAACACCUGAGAGAAGCCUUAGGAUAGUAUCCUGUAUGAAGAUUCAUAGCUACUUGAGGAAGAAGUACCUGGCGUUUUUAGCCCAGGUGACAGAAAAGAAACCUGAAGGGAAGAAACUUGAGGACAUUUCGGUAGUACGACAUUAUCCUGAGGUGUUUCCGGACGAGUUGCCCGGACUACCUCCACCAAGGCAGGUCGAGUUCCAAAUCGACUUAAUUCCUGGAGCAGCACCGGUUGCCAAAGCACCAUACCGCUUAGCAUCGGCAGAAAUGCAGGAGUUGUCAAACCAGAUACAGGAUUUACUAGAAAAAGGAUUUAUUCAGCCAAGCUCUUCACCCUGGGGAGCACCUGUAUUAUUCGUUAAGAAAAAGGAUGGAUCCCUCAGAAUGUGUAUAGACUAUAGGGAGCUGAACAAGUUGACUAUUAAGAAUCAUUAUCCACUCCCUAGGAUAGACGAUUUGUUUGAUCAGCUUCAAGGCGCUAGCUUCUUUUUUAAGAUCGAUCUACGGUCAGGUUAUCACCAGCUGAGAGUCCAUGUAAAGGAUGUUCCUAAGACGGCGUUCAGGACACGCUACGGACAUUAUGAAUUUAUGGUUAUGCCCUUCGGACUCACGAAUGCUCCAGCCAUAUUUAUGGAUCUGAUGAAUAGAGUAUGCAGACCAUACCCAGACAAGUUUGUAAUCAUGUUCAUCGAUGACAUACUAAUCUACUCCCGAAGCAAAGAAGAUCAUGAGCAACAUUUAAAGGUGAUACUAGAGUUACUUAGGGACCAGAAAUUGUAUGCCAAAUUCUCAAAGUGUGGAUUUUGGAUUCGAGAAGUACAUCUUCUUGGGCACAUGGUUGGUGAGAAAGGGAUACACGUGGACCCAGUAAAGGUUGAAGCAAUCAAGAAAUGGGAGACCCCGAAAACGCAGACAGAAAUCCGUCAAUUCUUAGGAUUGGCCGGAUAUUACAGGAAAUUUAUCGAAGGGUUUUUGAAGAUCGCACAACCAUUGACGACGUUAACCCAGAAGGACAAGAAGUUUGAGUGGGGACAACGACAAGAGGACGCUUUUCAACUAGUAAAGCAGAUGUUGUGCGAUGCGCCAAUUCUAGCCUUGCCGGAAGGGACAUAA